Eriocheir sinensis (Chinese mitten crab) is the source of this 2656-nucleotide messenger RNA. Its product is annotated as zwei Ig domain protein zig-8-like. The transcript is spliced from 8 exons. Gene Ontology annotation, cellular component: neuron projection membrane. Gene Ontology annotation, biological process: synapse organization. The record is from RefSeq and is a predicted model, not a curated record. Bases 17 to 1054 code for a protein of 345 amino acids. NCBI's taxonomy places the organism in Eukaryota, Metazoa, Arthropoda, Malacostraca, Decapoda, Varunidae.
CUUUAUCUAUCUAUCUAUGUCCUUCUACGUCUCUCUAAUCAUAUCUCUUUCUCGUCCACAGGGAAUGGCGCGUCAGGCCCUCGUGUGGCUGGCCGGCGCUGUCACCUGCCUGGCGCUGGUGGUGACGUCAUCGUUUGCACCCCAGGACAAGAUGGCGGCGUUCCCCCCUUCGCCCCCGCACCCCACGGACACCCCCCACGCCCACAGACAGGGACCCCGGGUUGAUCAGGGUCACUCCGGUAAUGUGUCCUCGGUGCUGGGGGGGCGCGCCUCCCUCAGGUGUCGAGUGCUGAACCGUGGGAACCAUACGGUGUCGUGGAUCAGGCACCGUGACCUUCACCUGCUCACCGUGGACCACUACACCUACACCACCGACCAGCGCUUCCAGGCGCUGCACGAGCCGUCCACGGGCGACUGGGUGCUGCUGGUGGGGUGGGUGCAGCAGCGCGACGCGGGGGUCUACGAGUGUCAGAUCGGGACCACGCCGCCCACCAGCCACUUUGUCACCCUCGGCGUCAUGGAGCCCCGGACUAUCAUCUUGGGCGGCGGGGACCUGCACGUGAACACCGGCUCCACCAUCAACCUGACCUGCCUAGUGCUGCACCACGCCCGCCCGCCCGACGCCAUCACUUGGGUCCAUCAGGGCAAGGAGGUACACUACGCCUCGGCACGCGGCGGGGUCAGCGUGGUGACGGAGGCUGGCGAGGUGUCGCGCUCCGCUCUGUUGGUCCAGCGCGCCACGCUCACGGACGCCGGGAACUACACGUGCCAGCCCAAGGGCGCCGCAUCGGCCACGGCCAGGGUGCACGUCAUUCAUGGGGAGCACCGGGCGGCCAUGCACGGCAACGUCGGCGACGGCGGCUUCCUCGCCAACACGCGCCUCGUCACGUGGGCGGCGCUGUCCUCCCUGUGGUGGGCGUGGGCGGCACAUGAGCCUCUGUGGCGACCUCCCUCUCCGCCUCUCAUCUUGCUGCUUCUCCUGGCGUCCCUCCUGCUGCCCGGCGCCCUGACACCCCACAGCCUCCCCGCAGCGGCACACCUCCCUUCGGCCUGACAGCUGGGGACGUGGGGCGUGUAAGUCCUGACUCCUGAGAGACCGGCGGUAUCGCGUUCGUGCGCAGGGCCUGGACGACAGACUUGGCGCGUGACUCUCGCCUCGCCACGAGAAUGUUCGGUGAAGCAUUAUGUGGUUUCUCUCCCUUCCACCCCACCCACACAUUUUUUUGCUUUCUUAAGCCUGAGAUAUUUCCUAACUUCUCCUCUUUCCUCCUCCUCCUCCUCCUCCUCCUCCUCCUAGCAGGGCCGCGGAUGAAUCUCGUGAGCGGCCUCAGAAUUUAUCGGUCCUUGAAUCGUGGGAUCAAAUGCGAUUAAGCGGAACGAAGAACGUGACAGGGAAAGAUUAAUGCUAAGCAGUUCGUAAAGAAAAGGAUAAAGUACAAUUUAGUGCCGCUCCCUUGACACGCGGGGCGGCGUCCUGACUAGUGGGUCAACACGCGGCUGAGGCCUGGACAGGCAGGACCUUCUCGUCCGUGUUGAGGCUCGAGCGCACGGAGCCUGUCCCCGAGUGUUGCGUCCAAGCACAGAGACGUAUAUUCGUUCCCAGGCAAACCUGACACAAGCAAGUCAACACAACUUCAGCAGCAAUGUACUGCAGUUAUUGACUAGUGUCCUCUUUCAGCCAGUGCAAGAGAGUAGGUCAAUAGCCAUUAAAGACAGAAAGAUGGCAGAUGUAAUCCCGACCUAAGAAAAGGAAUAAAACAACGUACCCAUAAGCAUGGCAUCGUUAGCGGGGAAGACGUUGAUUUUCUGAGUGAAAACAUGAUUUCCGAUAGCCAGCACUAGCUCAGGAUGAAGCACUUCUGUUUAACUAACAUUCUGGAGUUCUUUCAAGGCAUGGGUAUAGACGCUUCCCAACGAACGUUUCUUUAAAAACUACAGAACUGCAUGGUUCAGAGAUCGGUUUGCCGGAAAAUGCAACGAACUGUAUAUACCAAAUGGAGAGGUUUCAAAGUAUGUAGCUCCUUGAUCCUAACAAGAGUACUACAGGGCUCAGUUUUAGGACCCGUUCUCUUCGUGGUAUGCAUCCAUGACAUAAUGACUGUACUAGAAAGUGGAGCCAUACAAAAGGCUCUUAAUGUAAUGAAUGUGGUCCUUCUACCUAGACAAGUGUACACCACGCACCACAGAACCUUGGAUAAUAACCGUACAUAUGACAAGGGAGAGAAGCCACUGCAAGUCUCGGAAGAGUCAGAUAACCACGUCACCGUCAGCCGAGACCAAAAACAUUACGGGCGUCGCAGAUUUGCCUGUAAGAAGUCCAACACGAUAUAACAGAAUCAGACGAUAAACGAAAUAUAUGUUUUACCAAUAACAAGAUAACCAAUGUGGAUAACAAUAUAUAAGCAAAUAAGACUGGGUGAACAAAACGAGGAAAUACAAAAUGGAUGAAUAUAAUAAAAUAAACAAAAGAAAACUUAGAUAAUAUGGAUAACCAAAUACAGAUGCAAAUUAAGAAGCCUUUAACUAUAGACGAAGAAGAAAAAGAGGAGAGAAUGAGAACAGGAAGAUAAAAUAAUUGAAUGAAUGACAAGGGAAUUCAAGAUAAAUAAAUAAAUAAAUAGAGAGAGAGAGAGAGAGAGAGAGAGAGAGAGAGAGA